This is a messenger RNA of Gadus morhua (Atlantic cod), 7762 nucleotides long. RefSeq names its product phthiocerol synthesis polyketide synthase type I PpsD-like. The record is from RefSeq and is a predicted model, not a curated record. Bases 250 to 6564 code for a protein of 2104 amino acids. The transcript is spliced from 6 exons. Lineage: Eukaryota; Metazoa; Chordata; Actinopteri; Gadiformes; Gadidae. Gene Ontology annotation, molecular function: 3-oxoacyl-[acyl-carrier-protein] synthase activity. Gene Ontology annotation, biological process: fatty acid biosynthetic process.
CCAUGGCCACGGUUCUGGUCAAUCAUUAAUGUUUGAUAACCAAAAUGCACCCUUAAGUAAGCGCGGGGCUGCAGAUGGUGAGACCACUAGCAGUGGAGAUGAGAGGUGCCUUGGAACACCUUGGUCUGAAGGGACAGAAUUUGUUUUUGUCUUGAUUUCAACAAAGUUUUAGUUAUUGGAGUAAAGUUUUCAAUGUAUUUACACGAUAGGCCUGUUUUGUUUGGUACAUGUGAGUGAUGCACCGCAGCCAUGGAGGAAGAUGGAAUUGCUGUGGUGGGAAUUGGAUGCAAUUUCCCAGGGGGAGAGGGCUUGGAGAACUUCUGGAAAGUUCUGCUGGAGGGACGGAACUGUUCUGUGCCCAUCCCCAAGGAGAGGUUUGAUGUGGCUGACUGGUACGACAAGGACGACAACAAGGCCGGGAAAUCACGGGCAGCGAAAGCCGCUCUCAUCGAAGGGUUCAAUGAGUUUGACCACAAGCUCUUCGGUAUCAGCGACAGCGAGGUGGAGCAGAUGGACCCCCAGCAGAAGCAGCUGCUCCAGUGUGUGUACCGGGCCCUGGAGAACGCCGGGCUGCCCAUGGAGAAGGCCAGCGGCUCCAGAACCGGAGUGUUCUUUGGACUGAUGAACAGGGACUACGAGCAGUCUGCCGCACACAUGCACCCCAGCGUGAUCAACCAUUGGACGGGCACGGGCCUGGCCAUGAGCAUCGCAGCCAACCGGGUGUCCUACAUCUUCAACCUGACCGGGCCCUCGCUGUCCAUCGACUGUGCCUGCUCCUCCUCGCUGGUCGCUCUGCACCUGGCCUGUCAGGCCAUCAAACAAGGAGACUGUGAGAUGGCGCUGUGCGGGGGGGUGAGCUGCAUCUUUGAGCCCAGGGUGUUUGUGGCUCUGAGCAAGGCCAAGAUGAUCUCCCCUGAAGGCACCAGCAAGGCAUUCUCCAGCCGGGCCGACGGCUACGGGCGGGGAGAGGGCUGCGGAGUGGUGCUGCUAAAGCCGCUAAAGCAGGCUUUGGCAGACCAUGACAAUAUUUGGGGCAUCAUCAGCAAAACUGCAGUAAACCAAGAUGGCCGCUCCGUCACUCCCAUCACUAAACCCUCGAUGAGCCAACAAGAGGAGCUUCUGCGCAGAAUCUAUUCCCAGUCCGACCUGGCGAUGGUCCAGUACAUAGAGGCCCACGGCACCGGGACCCCGGCCGGAGACCCCACAGAGGCGGGCAGCAUCUCCAACGCCAUCGCAAAAGCCAAACCUUCCGGCUCAGAGAAGCUUCGCAUCGGUUCAGUAAAGAGCAACAUCGGACACACGGAAUCAGCCGCGGGAGUAGCAGGUCUCAUCAAGGUCCUCCUGAUGCUGAAGCAUGAAACCAUCGUCCCGUCUGUGUUCUACUCCGAGGACAGCGGCAGUGUGGAUGCAGCUGCACUCAACAUAAAGAUCCCCACAGAGCCGGAGACUUGGAAGAGCUCUGGAGUACGACUAGCUGGAGUUAACAACUUUGGGUUUGGGGGAACGAAUGCCCAUGCAAUUGUUAAACAACACACGAAGCUUCACUCCACGAAAACCUGUAAGGCGAUGAUGGUAAGCAAAUACUUUGUCAUGUCUGCCAAUUCAUUAAAAUCCCUUUCAUGGAUGAUUGAAGACACCCUUGAACAGAUCAGUGCUCAGAGUGAGAUUGAUCUUGAGUGUCUCGUCUACACGUCGGCUUGUAGGAGGAGCCAUAUGAAACAUAAAUACAGGAAAGCCCUCUUAACCUCGUCCUUAGAGGAUCUGAAAGACCAGCUCCAAUCCACGCUCACUAAAAAGACCUCCCCUUCCUACUCUGAUCCACGGUUGGUGUUUGUUUUCUGUGGCAAUGGAGUCACCUACCACGGCAUGUGCAGACAGCUUCUGGAACACGAGACUGUGUUCAGGGACAAAAUCCAAGAGAUUGGGGAACAUUUUCUCACGUUCAGCAACAAAACACUGGACAUCAUGGACUACCUUGAGAGUGAGGUGGAGAGUAGGAACUUUUCCAAACCAGAUGUAGUCCAGCCUCUUCUCUUUGCCAUUCAGGUUGGCAUAUUCACUCUCCUCCGGCACUGGGGGGUCAAGCCUGAUGCCGUUCUGGGACAUUCUGUGGGUGAGGUUGCUGCUGCACAUUGUUCCGGUCUGCUUUCCCUAUCUGAAGCCGCUAAAGUUAUCUACACUCGUAGUACUUACCAAUGCAGGGUAACAGGAGGGAAGAUGCUUGUUAUCAGUAACAUGGAAGUAUCAGGUGUUGAGGAUAUUCUUCAACCGUAUGCUAACAAAGUUUGCAUUGCAGCCUUCAACAGCCUCCAAUCCUGCACUCUCUCAGGGGAUGCAGGAGCGAUAGUGAGCAUCCACGAUGAGCUCAAGGCCUCAGCCAAUGGUCAAAAUCUCUUCCUGCGCAUACUGGAUGUCCCUGCUGCAUACCACAGCUACAUGAUGGACCCGAUAUUGUCUGAGCUUAGUGAGAGUAUUGGCUCUUUGGGCGUGAACAAACUUGAGACAGAGUUGUUCUCUACUGUGACAGGCAAGGAGAUGGCGCAUCCUGAUUUCAGCACAGGAGAAUACUGGGCUAGAAACAUCCGUGACCCGGUGUAUUUUCAUCACGCUGUAAGCUCAGCAGCGAAAGGGAAAAAGAACGUAGUGUGUGUUGAGAUUGGUCCAAGGAGGGCCUUGCAAAGAAACAUCCAAGAAACACUGGGAAACACCACCUCUGUGCUUGCCUCUGUCCUGCCAGAGAAGGACCACGAGACAAUGCUCAGUGUUCCUUCUAAGCUUUUUGAAGUCGGGGUUCAUGUAGACUGGGACCAGCAUUAUAGAGGCUGUGAGACAACCCCGUUGCCUUUCCCAAGGUACAAGUUUGAUUGCUCCGAGAGGGAUGUGAUCAUUGGAGCAGCGCAGAAAAACACACCAAGCAAUCACCCCAUCCUCUGUCAAACAGGCAACGAAGGCAAUGUGUUCAGCUGCAAUCUAUGGUCCGACACAUCCUUUUACCUGCAAGAACAUAAACACAAUGGCAUACCCAUAAUCCCAGGCUCUUUCUAUGCAGAGCUGGGACUGUCUGCUUUCAUGGAAAGUGCCAAACCAAAAGUACCUCUGAACUCAGUUCAGCUCAGUGUCAACUUCCAAAAUCCGUUUGUUUUAGCCCAGAAGGCACCAGAAAUGAAAGUACAAUUAGAGUGUGCAGAGAAUGAAACUAGUUUCACUGUAUUCUCCUCAGCUGCUGUCUACGCAUCAGGAACAGUAUUUAGCAAGCAGGCAGGUUUAAAGCCACUGAUCUCCUUAACUUCCAUUUACAAAAGAUGCAAUUCUGUAGUAAGUUGUGAAGAAUUCUACAGAUAUCUGUCACAAGGCGGCUUUCAGUACGGGGAUGUCUUCCACAAUAAAGGCGAUGUACAUUAUGGAGAAGAAUUAAUGGAGGCUUACUCACAUAUCACAGUACCGGAAGAAUUGAAGUCGCAGUUGCAUGAGUACUGCAUACAUCCUGUUAUACUUGAUCUCCUGAUGCAACUCCUGCCGGUAACAGUGGCACAUGCAUUUGCUGGCAGGCCAGGGUUUCCUGCCAAAAUAGGGAGUCUGACUGUGUUUGAACCUCUGCAGGAUGAGAUGGUCGUAUAUCUCAGGGCGACUGCUGUGGGUGUUGAUGACUUUGAAGUGUGUGGAUGCAUCACUGACGAAGAUGGUAGGGUGUUGGUUGAGGUUAAGCAUGUGAUGAUCAAAUACCUGGGGAGUUCCUCCCAUGUGGUUGAGGAGUAUUUUUACCACAAUGUCUACAAUGUAGUCUCUGAAGAAAUCCUGUCCUCUCUACCUCCCAAGGCACUGGUUUUCUGUGACAGCUUAGGGAUAUCCAAAGGCUUACAACAACACAUUGACCCCGGAUCUAGAUACAUUUCUCUCUCACACUCAAGGGAUAUUCUAAAUGAUGGUUUCCCUACUCUGUUGGCAAACCUAAAGAUCACAGAUAUUAAGCAUAACUUUGAUGAGGUAUUGUUUCUGUGGGGUAAAGAAGACCUGACCUCAUUGGCACCGGACAAGGUCCUCGAAAAUCUGGUGGAUUGCUGUGAGAUCUUCCGACAAGUAGUUCUUGAGCUGAAGCAGAUUCAGUUUUCAAACUCUAUCCGUGCAAUAACGUACCGCUCAUCUGACGUCACGGUAGACUACAUCAGUGCAGGCUUUUCCAUCUCGGGCAUGACGAGGUCUUUCGCUGCAGAGAUCCCAAAUCUCUCCUUUCAGCUGAUUGAUAUAAAUUCAACUUCUGUCGAAGACAUUGCAGCCCUGGGCCAGGUGUUGAAGUCCUAUCCCUGCGAGAAGUAUCCAGAGUUGUUGGUAGAAGAUGGGGCAAUUUUGAAGCCUUCGAUUGUACGUACCCCUGUUCAAGUGGUUGACAGAUCAGAAGACAGUUGCUGCUCUCCAUUGUCUGAACCUUGUGUGCUAAACACAGAUGAUGCUUAUGCACUAACUAGCCUGUGUGCAAUUCCUUAUGAAACAUGUGAGGAUCUACCAAUCAAUGAGACAUCAGUUAAAAUUAACCUCAGUAAGAUAUGCGUUCAUUCAUCUGAUUACUUUCCUCAAACUGAUUCACACUUGAAAUUUGGCCACACCAUCUACUGGAACAAGCACACAUCUCAGAAUCACAAGUUGAUCGCUCUGGAUUUUAGUGGUACUGUAACAGAGGUUGGGAAGAACGUAAAGAAGCUGAAGGUUGGCGACCAUGUUGUCUCCUGUUAUCCUGUAGUUGCGGCCACUGAGAUCACAGUUCCAGAGGAGGUGUGCUACAAAACGAAAAGGUUACCGUUCCUCUGCAAAAUACCCUGCGUUUCGUACUUUGUGCUAGCAUGGGAGAUCAUACAUAAAGCCUUGCCCAGAGCCAAACAUCGCCUCGCAAUAAUUUCUUCUGCUCGUGACUCUGCUCUUGUCAAAGUUUUGGCCCUCACAUCUUACAAAUCAGGGUUUACCGUUAUAUUUGGCACACAGUCCAAUGGAUCCUUAGUGGAUGUGAGCCACGUGGAUGCUUGUAUCAUUCUGCCGCCAUUUGAUGAGUCGGUCAUUAUUAAAAGUGGCAAUAUUCCUGGAGUUUGCAAUGUCGUCGUCAUCUGUGAGUCUCAGUCAAAGUGUUUGCUAGCUCAAGAAGCGUCUAAAAUUGUCAAGGAGCGUGUCCAUGUGCAAAUCAUUCAAAUGCCAACAAUUCUUCAAAAGGGAAAUUUGAGUGCACAGACGCCACAUAUACAGCAUUGGCUUAAAUCCAUGAAGUUUGACCGGAAAGCUUUUGAUUUCGAGAGCUUUACCUUUCAGAGUGUGACUUUCAAAAACGUCAAUGUCCUACCCAUGAGCGUGGAGUCCUACUUCACCACAAGCUCUUUAGCGGUGGUUGCAUUGGCAAAAGAUCUCAAGGGCACUCUUUCCGAAAUCCCUUUGGUGCAAACAAAAAAACUGCUUUUCAGAAAGAGGUCAAUCUACGUAGUGGCAGGUGGUCUGUCUGGGCUUGGCUUGGAAACUGUCAAGUUCAUCUCACAGAGAGGCGGAGGCUAUGUUGUAAUCUUCUCCCGGAGCAAACCUACUUCAGAAGUACAGGAAGAGCUCAACAGCCUAGAGAAACAAUGUGGCACAUGUAUUACCACCAUGGAGUGCGACGUGUCUAUCUCUGAGCAUGUAAAAGGGGCUAUCGGUGCAAUUGGCCUAAGGUUUCCAGGCUGUCCAAUCCGAGGAGUGUUCCACAGUGCAGUUGUCUUACACGAUGGGCUGAUUGAGACCCUGAACCGAUCCCUCUACGAAAAGGUUCUGAAACCCAAAGUGAACGGUGCCUUGAACAUGCACCAUGCUACGCUUCACUGCCAGUUGGACUACUUUGUGUGCUACUCCUCCAUCUCGUCUUUCCUAGGAAAUGCGUCGCAAACAAACUACGCGGCUGCCAACACUUUCCUAGACACAUUCUGCCAAUACAGACGGAAGCAAGGCCUCCCUGGUCAGUCAAUCAACUGGGGAGCGAUGAACCUCGGAUUGCUUCUGAACAAGGAACACUUUCAAAGAUUCUUGGAGGCCAAGGGGAUGAUGGUGUUGGAGGUGCCCGAGGUGCACAAAAGUUUGGAGCAGUGCCUGGUCCUGAACAGACCUCAACAAGCUGUAUGCAGGUUUCACUUCAAAAACAUCCGGUACAACAUCCUCUCACAGAAUGUUGCUUUGACGAUGCGCAUGUCCGCACUCGUAGAAGAGGCUUUUCAAAAGUCCAAAGUCGAGGAAUCCCAGUCAAACCAAAAAGGCCCAGUCCCACCAAAAGAAUAUGUCAAAUCUCUUAUCAGCGAGACUAUCGGGAUCGACCUGAGCGAGUUGACAGAUGACCUCCCUCUCUCAUCUCUGGGCAUUGACUCAAUGCAGGCUAUGACUUUGCAAAAUCUCAUCUUUCAGGAGAGAGGUGUAAAUGUGCCCCUUGUUAAACUGUUGGACCCCAAUUCUACCAUCUCAACAGUGGCAGAUAGCCUGAACGAGGAGGAGACAGGAGGUCAGACAUCAGGCGAGGAUGGUUCUCCUCGUAUUGAGGACAUAGACGAUGACUCCACAAAAUUCUAAAUAAGUAAAUUGUAGAUAGUGCAGAGGCGUGGAACAAGUUAAUCUUACUAUGUCUACAUAUUUGGUAUCUCAGUUCUAGAGAAAGAAAAUUAUGUUUUCACGAUAUUAAUGUAGUCCAUUUAGAAUUAUUUUAUUUUCUAUUAUUAUAGAAAUGUCACUUAAUUAUUUUGACUCUAAGACAAGUGUUAUUUUGUAAUGUCUUCUUUGGUGUUCUAUCUGAUGAGUACAAAUGCUAAAGCUACUGACAUUUUUUAAUAUUGACCAAAUUCUGAUUCAUGGUAAUUGUCAGAAAUGAUUUGUCAUUGUUGAGGGGUACACAACUUGCAAAUAUUUAACAAUACAGCCAGGAUAAUGUGUACAGUAUUUUGCAAAGAUAUUGUUCUAGUUAUUGUUAUCAAAAAGAACACGCUCUUAAAGAGUUGCUAUUUUUCUAUUGUAAUUUUGUUUAAAGUGUAUUGGAUUUAAUUUGAAGAUGAGUAAACUGCUAAACAUAAUUUAUUCCAUUAUGCCAUGUCGGCUGUUUGUAAAUGUUCUAACGUUUAUUUAUAUUUGAAUUCAUAUGUUGGAUACAUUUAUUAAAGCUUCAUUGACAGAUGCUCUGUAUAUUAAUUUCCUGUUCUUGUUUCCCGGUUCUUUUUCACUGCACUAUAUUUGAAUCGAGCUCCCAGUCUGAAAGAAGACAACCCUGUUAUCCCAGUAGCAUGAGCAUGAGUGGAGGGAACCUUCAGCAGGCACUUAUUAUUAUUACAAUUAUCUGGUUAAUUAGUCUGGAAGGAAACAACCUUGACUGACCAUUACCAUGCAAUCAGUGCCAUCAUCAAUAUUUUUCCGUAAUCAGAUUUAUGAUGCUGGCAGAAUAACAUCAUAAAUCUGAUGAUGUUAUUUUUCUUGGAAGAAAAACGGUCUUUCAAGGUUGAUAGGUGAGGUGUUUUAUGACGUUGAGGUGUUUUUAUGAUAACAGACAUGGUUUAUAUAAGCAUGUGAUAAAUUAUCUAAUAAAAAUUUUAUUAUUAUGAUCGUCAGAGUACAAUUUUCUUUUUUUUGUCAUCACUAUUAAUAUAAGAAUAUUAUAUUUCAAUGCCACAUAUGUAUAUUUCCACACCACACUGUCGUGUAAAAGCCCUCCACUUGCUUCAAAGCCAUAUUACUGUUACACUUUCUGCAAGAAGGAACGGUUCUACAGCAGAUUUAUGGCUCA